AUGAAGUUUGCUACUGCUAUCCUCCCUCUGGUUGCCUCGGCCACUGCGUCGUGCCUCCACGGCACCUCGCUGAUGCCCCGUUCCGCCGAUGGCACCGUUGACGUCAACUCCUUCAACUACACCAACACCGGCGGUCCUUUGACUUGGUACGGCCUUGACGCCAAGAACAGCGCCUGCUCCAAGGGCAAGCACCAGUCCCCCAUUGACAUCGUCACCGAUGAAAUCGACUAUGCUUCCAGCAGCUCCGUCAAGUUCCACGUUCCCAGCGCCGACAAUGUCAAGUUCGAGAACCUGGGCUCCGGCCUUGAGGUCGUUUUGACCAACGGUACUUUGGUCACUUCCCAGGGCUCCUACACCCUGGCUCAGUUCCACUUCCACACUCCCUCCGAGCACCGCAUCAAUGAGGAGUACUACCCUAUGGAGGUUCACUUUGUCUUCGAGAACACUGCCGGUGCCAUUGCCGUCGUUGGCUUCGUCUUCGAGCUGUCCCAGUUCGGCUACUCCACCCCUCUGUUUGACUCUGUCUUCGACCACAUCGACGACAUUGCCACUCCUGGCACUUACACCAAGACUGGUCACUUGGACUUCAAUGCUCUGACUGCCCACUUCAAGUCUCACGGCAUCUACCAGUACACUGGCUCCCUGACCACCCCUCCCUGCUCCGAGGAUGUUGCUUGGUUCUUGAGCACCGAGCCCCUGCCUCUGAAUGUCCAGAGCUAUAAUGCCGUCAAGCACGUCCUGAAGUACAACGCGCGUUACACCCAGAACGCUCUUGGCCAGGACAACCUGCUCGAGGUUGCUGCCCAGGAGCUUAACUAA
Penicillium verhagenii is the source of this 819-nucleotide messenger RNA. RefSeq names its product carbonic anhydrase family protein. NCBI's taxonomy places the organism in Eukaryota, Fungi, Ascomycota, Eurotiomycetes, Eurotiales, Aspergillaceae. The record is from RefSeq and is a predicted model, not a curated record. Bases 1 to 819 code for a protein of 272 amino acids. Gene Ontology annotation, molecular function: carbonate dehydratase activity; zinc ion binding. The transcript is spliced from 2 exons.